Molecule: messenger RNA, 1914 nt
Organism: Aphanomyces astaci
Lineage: Eukaryota; Oomycota; Saprolegniomycetes; Saprolegniales; Verrucalvaceae
Exons: 11
Coding region: 1-1914 (637 amino acids)
Biological process (GO): transmembrane transport
Cellular component (GO): membrane
Molecular function (GO): ATP binding; ABC-type transporter activity; ATP hydrolysis activity
Source: RefSeq, a predicted model, not a curated record
AUGGGUCCUCGCUCCAACAUGAAGAAGUCUGGAUACGAAGACAUUGAGGCUGGCAAGGACAAGACCGUGCCGCUGCGCUCCCUCGCGGUGCUGCUCAUCCCAUACUUUUGGCCCCAAGGAUUCUUUCUGAAACUUCGAGUGGCUGUGUCGCUGUCCCUCGUCGCUGCGUCGCGCAGCUUCCGCGUCCUGUCGCCGUUGUUUUUGAAGGAUGCCACGAAUGAACUGGCGUCCACUGGGACACUACCCCUCCGCUCGUUGGCGCUCUAUUGCGCGGCGCUGUUCUUGUCGUCCACGGCCAAGCAAGUACAAACAUACUCGUAUCUUCGCGUCAAGCAGCAUGCGUACACGAAUGUGUCGUCCACGGUAUUUGCCCACUUGCAUCAAAUGUCGAUGCAUUUUCACUUGACGAAGAAGACGGGAAAGAUCAUGCGGGUACUCGAUCGGGGGUUAGACAGCACCGAUAGCAUUGUAAACGUGCUAUUUUUUCGUUUUGUGCCGACGUUGUGCGAGGUGGCAGCCGUGUCGCUUGUGUUUGCAUUUGCAUUUAACGACCACUGGCUCUCCGUGGUGACCGUCUCCAGCGUCAGCUUAUAUACAGUCGUUACGUUUAUCGGGACUAGCGUGCGGUUGCGCUUCAAGACCCAGAGCAACCUCCAUGAUAACGACGCAAAUGAAAAGGCUGUGGACAGCCUGACCAAUUUUGAAACGGUCAAGUACUUCAACGCGGAAAAGUAUGAAACCGAGCGGUAUAUGGCGUCCAUCGACCGAUAUCAGCAGUCGACGUACCUCACGAGAGGGUAUUUGAAUGCGCUUAAUGUGGCGCAGCAGUUGAUUCAGUCGACGUGUUUGUUUGUGUGUAUGGCCAUCACUGGCAUCAAAGUGUCCCAAGGACACUUGACCGUGGGCGAUUUCGUCGCGGUGGGGUCGUACAUAUUGAAUAUUUUCAAACCGUUGGAUUCCCUCGGUGCGAUUUACAACACAAUUGUCCAAUCUAUCGUGGACAUGUCCAAUCUGGUCGAGUUGCUGCACCAAACCCCCGACGUACUUGAUAAGGACGACGCCAAGUCGCUGGUCGUGUCGGCAACUCCGACGUCGUCGCCGUCUUCUUCCAGAGGUUUUACCAGCUCCCAACGGCGCUAUCAACCGACAGUGCAAUUUGAUCACGUUUCGUUCACAUAUCCCGGGCAGCCGUCAGCCAACGGAUUAAAGAAUAUCAGCUUUACCAUCGGUCCAGGCCAAACUUUGGCGGUGGUGGGGACGACCGGGGCAGGGAAAAGUACCCUGAGUCGGCUGCUAUUUCGGUUCUACGAUGUGACCGCCGGUCGAAUUUUGAUUGACGGGCAGGACAUUUCAAAUGUGGACCAAAAGUCGCUGCGCCAAGUGCUCGGGAUUGUACCCCAAGAUGCAGUCAUGUUUAACGAUUCGAUCUACUACAAUAUACAUUACGGUCGGCUCUCUGCAUCAAAGGCCGAAGUUGAAGCUGCGGCCAAGGCGGCCAAUUUGGACUCGUUUCUUGCGUCGUUGCCAGAUGGUCUCGACACCAAGGUGGGCGAACGUGGGCUCAAAUUGUCUGGCGGGGAAAAGCAGCGGGUGGCCAUCGCGCGGGCGAUUCUCAAGAACCCCAAGGUCAUGGUGCUGGACGAAGCCACGUCGGCGCUGGACACGAGCACGGAGCGCAGCAUUUACGAAGAACUGCAGCGGAUUUGUGCUCAUCGCACCACGCUGGUGAUUGCCCAUCGAUUGUCGACGAUCCGAGAAGCACACGAGAUUCUGGUCUUGGACCAUGGACAAAUGCUCGAACGCGGGUCACAUGACCACCUCAUUGCGCAAAACGGAGUGUACGCGUCGAUGUGGUGUGCCCAGCAAACGUCGGCAAUCAGCAUGGACGGCGAUGCCACCAGUCAAGACAUCUAG